This is a messenger RNA of Symbiodinium sp. CCMP2592, 5460 nucleotides long. Lineage: Eukaryota; Dinophyceae; Suessiales; Symbiodiniaceae. The record is from the annotation of a GenBank genome assembly.
AUGCUCUCGAACACUGCCGCAAUCAAGCAAAACACCAGAUAUGUGGAAGAGGACUUGAACAGGUGCUACCUCCUGGCAGACCUUGAAAACGACGAGACCUCCACCUCCAGCCUCGAGCGGAAGCGCGCCCGCGAGGUGGAUGCGCUCCUGGGCCCAAAGAGUUCGGACACGCCGCGCUGUGACUUCAUUGUUGAUCUGCACAACACGACCGCGGCCACGGGUGUGGCCCUGCUCAUGGCCCCGGAUGAUGAGUUUGCACAUGAAGUGGGCCACUACCUGAGUACUCUUGAUGACUCUGUGAGGGUCGUAGAGUGGAACGAUCAACCGGAUUGGGCCCUUUGCCCCUCCGUGGGUCGUAGUGGCCUGACCUUCGAGGUGGGCCCCUGUCCUUGGGGAUGCCUCGAGCCGGAGCUUUUCCAGCGCUCGCGAAGGCUAGUGCUAGCCUUGCUGGAUUACAUCGAGAAGCACAACUCGCUGAUCGCCCAGGGCAGCUCAAAGAAGGAGAAGGUCUCCAUGCCCGUGUACCGUGCCAUCGGCGUCUCGAUGGACUAUCCGCGACCUUCAGGAUUGAUGGAACUGCAAGAAGACGUGCCAGCUUCGCAGGACCAAGCUGCAGAAGGGCUUGCUGAGGUAACCGAUGCUUCUAUCGUGGAAGCUGCACCAGCACUGACUACUGCCGAUUUGGGUGAUGAUGCAGCUGCUGCUGCCACACUCAUUCCCGUCGGAGAGGCUAGUGCCGAUACACCAACUGGUGGCACCGUUACAGAUGCAAAUGCCGCCACUGCUUCGGAUGUGAUGGGUGAGGACACAGACCAAGCCGUGGUGGAGGUGGAGAUGGACCCGAGCCCGACUGUUUGCUUUGAAGAGGCUGUGCCGAGCACGCCCACUGCCAAAGAAGAAGACACAGUAGAAGAGCUGGCCCCUUCCCAGGACGUGGAAGCGGAACCACUGGCGAAGAAGAAAGCUGCAAAGAAGAGAAAGGUCUUCCACAAAGCAGGCUCUGCCAAACAGAGUAGCGGCAGCCUGCAGUCUUCCAGAAUGAGUCCAGCUGUGCUGGGCAAGCAAGCUGACGCCAGCGUUGCCGCCUCGACUUCUGCUGAAGACUUGAAGCUAACUCCCAUCGCCCCUAGCCAGUCUUCUACCCUUGCAGGGCAGCACUUAGCCGGACGGCCGUCGAGUGCCCAGAAAUCAGCGGAUGGGGCUUCAGCUGUAUCACCUUAUACUGAUGGCGGGACUGCGACGCAAGCUCCUUCUUUGCCUGCACAGCUCCCGUUUCAUUUCCACUGGGACGUGUCGUGCGUAAGGCUUGAGAGCGUGCAGCCGCAGCUUCCCACGAACUGGGAACAUGCCAUUGCGCAAAGGAUUGAGAGAGAAUGGCGGCGCUGCCGAAAAGAGCAGGAGCAGGCCUGGGUAUCCAACGGCAAUGUGCCCUUUGAGUUGCAACGACUGGCUUCAAGCUUGGGUGCAUCCUCGGAUGAAUUGUUUGCACGUGUUUGUGAACGAACCCUUUCUGGAUGGCAUGGCGAAGAAACCGGAAAACCCCGGCCUACGAUGCCAAUGAAAGUUGUAGCCGUUGAUACGAUCUGUGGCCAAGCUGUGCAGAAGGAGGAUUUGGAAGCAUUGUCGGGAAGCAGGGGCGCGGGCAGCCUUUGGUGCAACCUGACGUAUGACCUCAGCAGCGAUCCACUUCUCCAAGAUCUUGACUAUGCCAGAAAGAGUGAUACUAGUACCACCUUCUCAACCUUGUUGUUUGUGUACGGCUUGGAGGCCACUGAUUCUUCGGAGAAGUCCCUUUGCGAUGUGCGAUGUGCUCGCAUAGAUCACUUUGAUUUUGCCUUGUGUUUCCCACCAGCACCAUACCCGACAUACAACUUGCCUGUGCCGGAAGUGGAUUUUCCGACUCUGCUUGGCCUGGAGUCUGGCUCUGACAUAUGCAUGUCCGAUGAUUGGAUGACCCAAGCACGGGCAGUCUUGACGUGGCUGUUCUGGGACUGCUUCGAUGAAAUUUUCACGCCCCAUGCGACAGAGAUAAAGCUUCGCGACAAGCCGGGUCGAACAUUGCUUCCAUUCGGUGUGCACCGUCGCUUCGACAAGAAGCUGAAAGACUGUGGCGAUCGGGCUGAAGCCCUGGGUUGUUUGCUGUCGACGAUGCGGCCACAGCCAUUUCAGCUGCCUUUCCGCACCACGGUUACCAAGGAGGAAGCAGACGCUCAUUGCGAGCAGCACGGGGGGGAGAAUGUCUUGCUCGCCGCUGUUGAAGUGGCAUUCCAAAAGGCAGCCUGCGAGUAUAAUGAGACGCUCGGUGGGGAAGGUCUUCCGAAACAGUGGCUCAGAAGCACAGGGCAAGACCUGUGGGAUCGGUGGCCAUUGCAUCUUGAGUCGGGUGAUGGCGCGCGUCAGAUGUUUCGCGAGGUCAGCUGUAUUCCGGCAACCUACAAGCUGCCUUGCGCAAGCAAGAGAUUGGCAGUGGUGCACUGCAAAGGCAUCAUGCGGCUGCCGGAGCUCAGUGGAGAUUCUGCGGCCAGGUCAAGAAAGCUUACCCACACGUCCAUUUCAGCAGACCUGGCACCCACCAACCAGACUGAAGUUGACGGUGCGGAGCUGGGCGACAUAGUCCGCAUGGAGAUCGAAGACAAAGAAAUGGACAUGACGCUAGACCUUUCGAGGUGGGAGGAUGAAGGUGUCGUGACUGUCGGUGACAUCAACAUCAACGAUCACGUUCUUAUCAGAGAGGUCCUUCUGGCGGUUGAGCAAAUGGAGACGUGUGCAGAAGUCCUUGACUGUGGGGCGUUGCUGAAGGAGAGCUUGCGGCACCAGCUGUCGCACUUAGCCCACGGUUUGCGGUCCAUGCAGAGGGCCUCCCUGAAGACCCAGCUUCGAAGCGUUGGCCUGGCAGUUUUUGAGUCGGAACGCCUGAAGCCUCAGAACACGCUGCGCCCGGCAUCCUUGGCAUCCCGGGCUCUCAGAGGGAUCAAAGGGAAACGUGGACUUCAGCUUCAGAACGCUGUGAAGGCAGGAGCAUCUGGCCUUGCGUCUGCAAUGGAGAUCGAUGAUCGAGACGGCGAAGAUCUUGGGGUGAGCCAGGAAGGGCAGCAGGUCAUGCUGCUCUCAGCCCCUGAAGGAAUAUUGCGAAGGCAGGCCGAAGCACGCAGAAUGCUUCGAAGAGUGCUUCCAAAUCGCAGCAACGAGUUUCUAGGGGGCUUUACGCCUUCCCAGUUUGAUCAAGGAGGGCCUUUGCAGCAGUACUGGUCUGAAACCAUGCAAAAGCCGUACCACUACCGACCAUAUUUCUGCUCGGCAGUUUCUGAGGCCGACCCAUCUUCUUUGUUGUCACCUUCUGAAAGAAAAUACUUGGUCAAGCGCAUGGUAACUGAUCCACUGGUGGACACCAAGCUGCCAGACGGAAGAAGCAGCCACACCCCUGGCGGAGCAAACCUAGAUCCACGGGAGUUGCGGGCGGAUGAUAUCAUCGAAGGUGGCCUUGUGAAUCUGCAGAGCUCUGCAGGAUUGCUGCAGUUGGCCAAUGGCUUCAUUUUUCCCUGGAGGGCCAAAGGCUGGAGAUACUUCAUACCACUUCGCAGAUGCGAUACGGCACUGGUAUUGCGCCAUUUUGGCCCCAAGACAGCCAGUUAUUUCGAGUUCCUGGAAACCUACAGCAGCUUCCUGUUCAUAGCUUCAGUUGCCGGGAUUUUGGCAGAGCUUGCGGGCCCCCCAAAUGCAGAAGCAGAGUUCGCCUUCUGGAAGAUCAUCCGGCCCAGCUUUGGUAUUUGCAUGUGCAUUUGGGGCGCCUGCUUUUGCAUUUUCUGGCGACGACGUGCCGCCCAGCUCGCUUUCAGCUGGGCAAACGGCUGGAUUGAAGAAGGCGACGACCUGAGAAGUUCCAGUACCAUCCAAGGCUUGGCACAGGUGCGUCCGGAGUUUGCUAGCCGAUGGCGGCAGAACUUUGAAAAAGCUGGGGUGACGAAGCAGGAAGAGACGCUGGACGCACUGCGGGCUGUGCUACGAGCUCCAAGCUCCUCUGUCCACUUUGGCAACCGUGCCUUACGGCACGACAUAGCGCAUUUCGAUGAGACAUGCUACCAAGGCAAGUUCGCACAACUGUGGCGGUCCCUGUUUGCCUAUGCAGCAAGCGGUUGUUUCAUCGUGCUUGCCUGCGGUGCGACGUAUGGUACGUUGGCAGCCAACUACGUAUUGGGGCUGAGCAACUCAACUCUUGGGUACAUGGUCAUGGGCUUUACGACGAGCGUCUUCGUUCCACUGCUGAACACCUUACACCACGCCGUUGUCAUUUUCACCAACGAGUACCAGCUUUUCCGACAGGACAGCGACAAAGAGCGCGACCUGUUCGAUCGGCUCUUUGUUUUUGCUCUGUUCAACACGUACAACAGCCUUCUUUGGAUAGCAUUCGCCGAGCGCAACAUGGAGCAGCUCCGGGUACAGGUCAUGUUCAUCAUGGUGUUCUCUCGAGCGAUCGUGAACAACAUGCUGGAGUUUUACUGGCUUCUCUGGAUGAAGCAGAUUCGCGAAGCCGCUGCACACAUGCACCCUCGUGAUGCAGAGAAAACAAUCUGGCGACGAAUGCUUGUGGUGCUGACUGGCGACUUCCAUGACGAAGUGACGGAUGCUGCUCGAAGUCAGCACGGCCCUGAAGGUUGGAUGCUCGACCAGCUUGCAGAUCAGCUGACACGCGACACGUCUUUUGAGCAGGUGAAAGAGACCAUCGAACUUGUAAUACAGUAUGGUCUCGUAAUGAUGUUCACUCUCGCAUUCCCUUUGACUCCACUAAUCGCUUUGAUCGACUGCAACAUCGAAAAACGUUUGGAUGCUUUCAAGAUCGUAAGACUCCAGCGCUCGCCUGAGCCUCGGAUGGUGGUGGGCCUUGGUCAGCCGUUUCGUGCUUUCGUUUUUGUGACGGCCCUGGGGUUAUUGGUCUCCGGGCUCAUGCUGUAUUUCACCGAGUAUGCUGGCGAGAAGUGCACCAGGUGUACGAUGUUUGGCAACUGUGGCAGCUGUGGUGGCACGGGCGUAGACUUGAUUCUGCCCAAUGUCAGCUUGGAGUUGAGACUUUUUCUGCUGUCGGCUGGAGAGCAUGUGCUGCUGAUUCUCAUGUUUAUGUUCUUUACGUUUAGCCCUGUUAGCACGCGAGUGCUCCAAGAACAGUAUAGGCAAAAGCUUUUUGAAAAUCGCUUGCAGCUCGAAGCUGCAUCUGAAGGGCAAAUGUCCCAGCCCACGGUCCACCCGUCCCUGCAAGGGCAGGACUUCAAGGAGCUCCGAGAUGGUGACCCUUUGUUUAUGACCUUCGACGGUGAUGUGCAAGCAUUCGAUCGAAAGGAGCGGAAGGUGCCGGAGAAGUAUGAGUCUGUUUUUGCCCUCUUCGUGAACGAAGCAGCCUACUAUGAGAAGAAGACGGCGCUGAUGCUGGUGAGCCGAGCGGAGGCCUCCUUCUCGAAAGUAGUGUGA